Propithecus coquereli (Coquerel's sifaka) is the source of this 1305-nucleotide messenger RNA. It is a transcript of the gene P2RX5, whose product is annotated as purinergic receptor P2X, ligand gated ion channel, 5. Gene Ontology annotation, biological process: monoatomic cation transmembrane transport; response to ATP. Lineage: Eukaryota; Metazoa; Chordata; Mammalia; Primates; Indriidae. The transcript has 12 exons. Gene Ontology annotation, molecular function: ATP binding; purinergic nucleotide receptor activity; extracellularly ATP-gated monoatomic cation channel activity. Gene Ontology annotation, cellular component: nuclear inner membrane; plasma membrane. The record is from RefSeq and is a predicted model, not a curated record. The coding region runs from base 1 to 1305 and encodes 434 amino acids.
AUGGGGCGGACGGGCUGGAAGGGGCUCUGCCUGUCGCUGUUCGACUACAAGACCGAGAAGUAUGUCGUCGCCAAGAACAAGAAGGUGGGCCUGCUCUACAGGCUGCUGCAGCUCUUCAUCCUGACGUACCUGGUCGUAUGGGUGUUCAUUAUAAAGAAGGGUUACCAAGACGUGGACACCUCCCUGCAGAGUGCUGUUGUCACCAAAGUCAAGGGCGUGGCCUUUACUAACACUUCGGCGCUCGGGGCGCGGCUCUGGGAUGUUGCCGACUACGUCAUCCCAUCUCAGGGAGAGAAUGUCUUCUUUGUGGUCACCAACCUGAUCGUGACCCCCAACCAGCGGCAGAAGACCUGUGCUGAGAGAGAAGACAUUCCUGAUGGUAUGUGCUCUGAGGACAGUGACUGCCACCCCGGCGAGGCUGUUAUAGCUGGACAUGGAGUAAAGACGGGCCGCUGCCUGCGUGCGGGGAACCCAGCCAGGGGCACCUGUGAGAUCUUCGCCUGGUGCCCACUGGAGACCAAGUCCAGGCCAGAGGAGCCGUUCCUGAAGGAGGCUGAAGACUUCACCAUAUUCAUAAAGAACUUCAUUCGGUUCCCCAAAUUCAACUUCUCCAAGAGCAAUGUGAUGGACAUCAAGAACAAAUCUUUCCUGAAAUCCUGUCACUUUGGCCCUGAGAGCCACUACUGCCCCAUCUUCCGACUGGGGUCCGUGAUCCGCUGGGCAGGGAGCAACUUCCAUGAAAUGGCCCUGGAGGGUGGUGUGAUAGGAAUUCGUAUUGAAUGGAACUGUGAUCUUGAUAAAGCUGCCUCUGAAUGCCACCCUCACUAUUCUUUUAGCCGUCUGGACAACAAACUUGCAAAGUCUGUCUCCUCUGGGUACAACUUCAGGUUCGCCAGGUACUACCGAGACGAGGCUGGGGUGGAGUUCCGCACCCUGAUGAAAGCCUACGGGAUCCGCUUCGAUGUGAUGGUGAAUGGCAAGGGUGCUUUCUUCUGCGACCUGGUACUCAUCUACUUAAUCAAAAAGAGCGAGUUUUACCGUGACAAGAAGUACGAGGAAGUGAGAUCAUAUCCUCCAGACAAUGUCCUGGAGGCCGAGGAGGAGGAGGAGCCUGGCACGGGGCUGUCAGAGCAGCCUGCCUCCGGGCCAGGGCUUCAGGAGCAGCUGGAGCAGCCCAGGGCACAGCACGGAAGCAGCGUCCGGAAGGGGAAUGGCUGUGUGUGCCCGCAGAGCCUGGAGCCCAGCAGGUCUGGCCACCCGGUGAAUGUGGAGCAGCUGCAGACCCUGCAGACAGUGGAGACGUAG